AUGCUACAAUGUGGUCGGUUCAUGAGGCAACCUCUCAGGUUUAGCCUCCAACCAUUUCUGCGACGAACCUUGCAUACCGGCGUGUCACCCGUCCUGUUGACCCGCGCACGAUUACUCGCCGCGGAACAUGCAAAGCUGUCGAGUCGUCUAGCCGACUCCUUUGAUGCCAAAAUCGCUAAAAGGGCCGGGGAGUUGGCUCCGUCUGCAGCUAUCCUGAAAGAAUGGGACAAUGCCAAUGAGUCCAUUUCCGAAUUAAAAGCCCUCCUCGAAGACCCCGAAACCGACGCAGAACUACACACCCUCGCAACAGAAGACCUCGAAACAAGCCGCGAAGCCCUCCCUUCACUAUCAGACCGAUUAAAAAAGUCCCUGAUCCCCCGCCACCCCUUCGCAGACCUACCAUGUCUAGUGGAAAUCCGGCCUGGCGCAGGAGGAGACGAAGCCGGCCUCUUCGCCUACGAGAUGAUGCGCAUGUACAUGACACUCUGCAGUCGCAAAGGCCUCCGACCAACGAUCCUAAAACAAGACGUCGAAGAUGGCCCCUCUGAGGACAGACUACUUGAAGCCGUGAUCGAGGUUGAAGCGGACGGCGCAUACGACAUUCUCCGAACAGAGUCCGGAGUCCACCGCGUGCAGCGCGUUCCGGCAACCGAAACGAAAGGGCGCACGCACACUAGCGCAGUGAGCGUGAUGGUUUUGCCCAGUUUUCCCGAAAGUGGAAGUGCAUCGGACAAUGCGUUGAACUUCGAUGAUCCGACUAGCGAUUACUAUAUCGAUCCGCAGGAAGUGCGCGUUGAGAAAAUGAGGGCUGGCGGUGCUGGUGGUCAACACGUUAAUAAAACCGAGUCCGCUAUUCGAUUGACUCAUAUUCCGACGAAUACGGUGGUUUCUAUGCAAGAUGAACGAUCUCAGCAUGCCAAUCGUCGGACGGCUUGGCAGAUGCUUCGCGCGAAGAUUGCAGAAGCGCGUCAGGAAGCUCGUGAACAGGAACUUGUUCAGCUUCGUCGUGGUGCCAUGGGCGGCGUUGCGAAAAUGGGUCGGGAGAUAAGAUUCAGUCGUUGCACUGAUCAUCGAAGUGGUAUAACACUUCAUAAUCUGGACGAUGUGCUUGCCGGAGGUGAUGGACUGGAAUCAGUCAUGGAGAGCGUUCGCACUUGGAUCUCGGAUCGUGAGGUCGAGGCUAUGGUUGCGGAAGAAUUGGCCAAGGCAGAAGAACAAGAGAAGAAAGAGAAGAAAGAAAAAGGGCAAAAUAAGAAGUAA
Penicillium cosmopolitanum is the source of this 1260-nucleotide messenger RNA. RefSeq names its product putative mitochondrial translation release factor (RF-1). Gene Ontology annotation, biological process: translational termination. Gene Ontology annotation, molecular function: translation release factor activity. The transcript is spliced from 4 exons. The record is from RefSeq and is a predicted model, not a curated record. NCBI's taxonomy places the organism in Eukaryota, Fungi, Ascomycota, Eurotiomycetes, Eurotiales, Aspergillaceae. Bases 1 to 1260 code for a protein of 419 amino acids.